This is a messenger RNA of Lentinula edodes (shiitake mushroom), 7003 nucleotides long. RefSeq lists its product as uncharacterized. Gene Ontology annotation, cellular component: nucleus; epsilon DNA polymerase complex. The record is from RefSeq and is a predicted model, not a curated record. The transcript is spliced from 10 exons. Gene Ontology annotation, molecular function: nucleotide binding; DNA-directed DNA polymerase activity; DNA binding. Bases 48 to 6764 code for a protein of 2238 amino acids. Gene Ontology annotation, biological process: DNA replication; mitotic cell cycle; base-excision repair, gap-filling. Lineage: Eukaryota; Fungi; Basidiomycota; Agaricomycetes; Agaricales; Omphalotaceae.
CGCGUUUCUCUACCAGCCUUAAACGCGAUCCCUUUGUAUUAAUUGCUAUGGCGAGAGGUCGCGGCUUUGGUCUCUCCUCUGCGCGAGGCGGAAAUCGUGGCGCUUUUCGCGCUUCAAGCUAUCGAGGAGGUUCUUGGAGAGGCAGGGGACGAGGAAAAGGCAAAGGAAAGCCAGAAGACGCUCCGAAACGCGAAGAUGACGGCACACAACUGGCGGAGAGAUUCGAGGCGGUCAAAGUUAGUGAUGAGAUUGAUGAAAAACUCGGAUUCGGAUUGGUACAAGAAGGCGUAGUCAAAGAAGGCUGGUUGGUGAACAUGCAUCCGACUCUUGUCAAAGACGCGGAUUGGCCAUCUGGGAAGGCAGCUGUGGACUAUUACUUUAUUCAAGACGAUGGACAAAUGUUCAAGUGCACGUAUCAGUAUGAGCCUUAUUUUUAUAUUGCUUGCAAGAGCGGUAUGGAAAAUUCAGUCGAAGAAUGGCUGAAGAAAAAGUAUGAAGGCCUCAUCUGUCGCAUUGUUCGCGAUCGUAAAGAAGAUCUUAAACUUCCCAACCAUCUCAUGGGCCACCGUCGCCUCUAUCUUCAGCUCUGCUUUCGGAACGUUUCAGACUUGCUCAAUGUCCGUCGUGAACUUCUCCCCUUGGCUCUUGCCAACGGCGCCAAACGCGACGCUGUAGACGCGUAUGCAGAGGUCGUCAACGCGACUUCCACGGGUCUUGCUAACAUGGAUAUCGCGUUCGAAGAAGAAGGAUGGGGUAACGCUGGCUUUUCCAGGAAUGCGACAUUUCGUGAAGACGCCCGAGAGGCUAUCAUUGAUAUUCGUGAAUACGACGUUCCUUAUUAUCUACGAGUGGCCAUCGACAAUGACAUUCGUGUCGGGCUCUGGUAUGCAGUAAGCUUUACUGCUGGUCAGCCCGAUUUCCGUCACAUUGCUGAGCGUGUAAAACGUGCGGACCCAGUGGUUAUGGCCUACGAUAUCGAAACCACCAAGGCUCCGCUCAAAUUUCCUGACCAAGCGACAGAUCAAGUCAUGAUGAUUUCAUAUAUGGUAGAUGGUCAGGGAUAUCUCAUCACCAACCGGGAGAUCGUUAGCGAGGACAUCGAAGAUUUUGAGUAUACUCCAAUGGAAGGUUAUGAGGGUCCUUUCAUAAUAUUCAAUGAACCAAAUGAAGCUGAGACCAUCAGACGCUUCUUUUCCCAUAUUCAAGACGUCAAACCCACCGUGAUAGCCACUUUCAACGGCGAUUUCUUUGAUUUUCCGUUCCUAGACGCGCGCGCAAAAGUCAACGGAAUAGACCUAUACCUUGAAACCGGUUUCGCAAAGGACUCUGACGAUGAAUACAAAUCGAGAACUUGUGUACAUAUGGAUUGCUUCCGUUGGGUGAAGCGUGAUUCCUACCUACCUCAGGGGAGUCAGGGCUUGAAGGCUGUAACUGCCUCAAAGUUGGGCUACAACCCUAUAGAAUUAGAUCCUGAACUCAUGACUCCUUACGCGCUAGAACAACCUCAGACACUAGCGCAGUACUCUGUGUCAGAUGCAGUCGCAACUUACUAUCUGUAUAUGAAAUACGUGCACCCUUUCAUCUUCUCUCUUUGUAACAUCAUUCCGCUGAACCCCGACGAAGUUUUGAGGAAAGGAAGUGGCACUCUUUGCGAAACUUUGUUGAUGGUUGAAGCGUAUCGAGGUCACAUCAUAAUGCCGAACAGGCACGAGGAGGAGCAUGGAAACUUCUACGAUGGACACCUCUUGGCAUCGGAGACGUAUGUCGGCGGUCAUGUAGAAGCUCUUGAAGCAGGAGUUUUCCGUAGUGAUAUCCCCACAGACUUUAAAAUCACGCCUUCUGCUGUUCAAGAGCUAAUCAACGACCUUGAUGCCGCCCUGACGUUUUGCAUCGUGGAGGAGUCUAAAUGUUCAAUAGAAAAAGUCACCAACUAUGAAGAAGUCAAAGCUGCCAUCCAAUCUGCCCUCGAAGCCAUGCGCGAUAAUCCAAAGCGUAUCGACAAUCCCUUGAUCUACCACUUGGAUGUGGCUGCCAUGUAUCCCAACAUCAUGUUGUCUAAUCGUCUCCAGCCCGAUUCAAUGGUUGACGAAUCUAUUUGCGCCGUCUGCGACUACAAUCGACCGGGAAAAACUUGCGACCGCAGAUUGGAAUGGGCAUGGCGAGGAGAAUUCUUUCCAUCCCACCGUGACGAGUAUAAUAUGAUCCGACAUGCGCUCAACCAAGAGAUUUUCCCUUCCAAACGUCCGAAUGGUCCUCAACGCCGAUACGCCGAUCUUUCGCCUGCUGAGCAGACUGCGUUAUUGCAUAAACGAUUGGGCGAUUAUUCGCGAAAGGUUUACAAAAAAACCAAGGACACGAAGGUGGAAAACCGGGAGUCUAUCGUCUGCCAACGGGAAAACCCGUUCUAUGUCGACACUGUAAGGAGGUUCCGAGAUCGACGAUACGAGUAUAAAGGUCUGCAUAAAACGUGGAAGAAAAACCUCGAUACCGUUAUCAAUGAAGGGCGCUCCCUUGCAGAGGUCGAUGAGGCAAAAAAGAUGAUCGUGUUGUAUGACUCCCUUCAACUGGCACACAAGUGCAUUCUGAAUUCCUUUUACGGAUACGUAAUGCGGAAGGGUGCUCGCUGGCACUCGAUGGAGAUGGCUGGAAUUACUUGUUUAACUGGUGCUACCAUUAUUCAGAUGGCUCGAGCGCUGGUGGAGCAGAUUGGGCGACCACUAGAACUAGAUACCGAUGGUAUUUGGUGUAUGCUCCCAGGAGUCUUCCCCGAAAACUUCAAGUUCAAGUUAGACAAUGGUAAAUCAAUUGGAUUCUCUUAUCCUUGUACAAUGCUCAAUCACCUCGUCCACGCCAAAUUCACCAACCAUCAAUAUCACGAUCUUGAUCUCGAGACUGGGGAAUACAAAAUCCACAGCGAAAACUCUAUCUUCUUCGAGCUGGAUGGACCUUACAAGGCAAUGAUCUUACCCUCUUCGAAGGAAGAAGAUAAGCUUUUGAAGAAGCGUUACGCCGUGUUCAACGAUGAUGGUUCUUUGGCUGAACUCAAAGGGUUUGAAGUGAAGCGUCGUGGUGAACUACAGCUGAUAAAACAUUUCCAGUCUCAGAUCUUUGAGAAAUUCCUUCUUGGGUCGACCACGGAGGAAUGUUACAAAGCUGUUGCGCAGGUUGCAGACCAGUGGCUGGAUGUCCUGUUCAGCAAGGCGGCAGCACUUACAGACGAGGAGUUGGUGGAGCUUAUUGCUGAGAAUCGUAGCAUGUCGAAAACUCUGGCGGAGUAUGGCGGUCAAAAAUCUACUUCUAUCAGUACUGCCAGACGUUUGGCGGAAUUCUUAGGUGACCAGAUGGUCAAGGACAAAGGGCUGGCUUGCAAGUUCAUCAUAUCUGCCAAACCGAUUGGUGCCCCUGUCACAGAUCGUGCCGUUCCAGUUGCUAUUUUCUCUGCAGAGGAAAGCAUCAAGCGGGUGUACCUCCGCAAAUGGCUCAAGGAUAGCAGUCUCAUCGAUUUUGACCUUCGUUCCAUUCUUGAUUGGAACUACUACAUUGAGCGACUGGGCUCUGUGAUUCAGAAAUUAAUCACUAUCCCCGCUGCGAUGCAGAAGGUUUCCAACCCCGUGCCUCGAAUUCAUCACCCAGACUGGCUACAUCGUCGAGUCGCAGGAACCAUUGAUAAAAUGAAGCAGAACAAGCUGACAGACUUCUUCAGACUAGCCACCGAUGUAGAAGCCCAGGAAGAAGAGUCGCAACUGAUGGACAUUGAGGACUGGGGUGGUGAAGGUCCAUCUACUCAAAUACUUCUCGCUCCGUCCGAGCCUCACAUCGUCCGGCAAGACAUCCCUGAGCCAGGCGUUGCCGAAGAAGACAAAGCGCUUCCUGAUCCCAUGAUUAGUUAUUCUGCCUGGUUGAAAGCGAUGCGACCUCGCUGGAAACGUAGGCGCCAAGUACCAGACCCUAGAUCUGUCGUAGUACCUUCUAUGUUCAGCAAUGUGAAGGUGCGCGCCGACCGAAGAUGGGACAUUGUGCAAAUUCGACCUACAGGGACCUUGGGUAGAUACAUGCUGUGGCUAUCGGUCGACUCAGAACUUAUCCCGCUGCCUCUGCGCAUAGCGCGACAAUUCUAUGUGCACCUCCGCACCCCGAAAGAGGAGAUAUUUCGUACGGACUUCUAUUCCUAUGAGAAGGUUUCACGCAAUUUGCCUCGAGACCUUCCUUGCAUUAAUCUGUACAAAAUCACCGUUCGAGAGGACCUUUAUCGGGAGAUCAGCGAACACUUCAUAGAUCUUACUAACGAUCCGAACGUUGAUGGAGUUUUUGAACUGCAAGUUCCAUUAGUAGUGCGCGCUUUACUAAAACUCGGUCGUAUUUGUAAGUCUACGGACAGCAGCAUGACUUUGAAUCGCGCGGAAGCUAUCGGGUUUGACUUACAUCAACUCGAAGCACCUUCUGUAUCUGGAAACUCUAAACACAAAUACCUGAGGAGUGGCAAAAAUCAAAAGUACAUAUUUAUCUACCACGCCUGUUCUGCGAAUGCCCCUCUUCACGUCUUCGCCGUUUUUUUCCCUUCUGGACUGGUCAAACUUCAUAUUGUUGAUCCUGCUACUCGAAGGCAGGCCAUCCCUCGUUUACGAGAGGGCUACACAGAGAUCAAGAAAAAGCGCGACGAGCAUUUCGGCAGCAGUUCGUUCGUAUACCCUGACACGAGAGAUUUCACCACCACCUACCAUUCAACUGAUAUAACGGCUCUCAAAGCCAUUUCUCGGGAGCUAGGUGUUGCCGAAGACCAAAAUUAUAUCAUUGUCUUAUCGUCUAGUAAAGACAACUCUUAUUUUGAAAUGAAUGUCCCAAAACUUGCCAGGUUCCCUGUGCUCUCUAUGGCAAAAGCAAAAUCCGCUCACACUUUGGACGUUUUCCCUUGGCAGUCUCACGUCGUGGGAAAAAUGUUGAACCGUUAUCUUGCCAUGGGAGGCUGGUUAGAUAGGUCGAUGGCACUAUCGGAAUACUAUGACAUACCUCUUGGGCAUAUCGAAGGCGACCAGCCUCUCCAACUGUCGGAUAUUACUUUUGCUCGUCGGCUGGUUCAACAAGACAUGGUGUUGUGGUGGUCUUCGAGCGAACUUCCUGAUCUUGGAGGAAUGGAAACUGACAAACGGCCGACGGAUGACCUUCCGAAGACAGAGUUCACCAUGCCAGGAGCUUACUCUCAUGUCUGUCUCGAGAUCGCGGUGCGGAAUUUGGCGAUCAACUCUGUCGUGCAUUCUCUAGUAAUCAAUGAACUUGAGGGCAGUGGCGGUUCCACUGCAUUCGAUUCUGUUUCACGCACCUUGGACGAGUACGCUCAAGGAGACGGACAGAAAGACAUCUCGCUGGGCGAAUCCAAUGUUCCUGUUCAGACCUUCAGUAUCCUAAAAGCUAUGGUGAAGGCAUGGCUGACAGAUCGACUACAAGGUGAACUCGAAGGGGUGGAAUGCCCUUCCGUCCUCACCGUAGACCAUUUUUGGCGCUGGAUUAGCUCAAGUGCGUCAAAUAUGUACGAUCCUAGCCUCCAUCGCUUUGUGCACGGUCUUAUGCGGAAAACAUUCGUGCAACUGCUGGCCGAGUUCAAACGACUAGGGUCCCAUGUUAUUUAUGCUGAUUUUAGCAAAAUCCUGUUAGCGACCUCAAAGCCUCCGGGUACUGCCCACGCAUAUGCCACAUAUAUCAAUACCGCUGUUACUUCGCAUGAACUCUUUCAGCAUAUAUACCUCCGUAACGAUUGCUUCUAUGAUUAUCUUCUGUUCAUGGACCAGGCCAAUUGGGGUGGGAUUGUAUGUGAGAAUCCUCUGGCACUAGAACCACCCGAAGAGUUGUCAAUUAUGAUGAAAUUGAACAUCGCCGAAUUCCUUCCGCAACCAGCCCAAAAAGAAAUUACAUCCAUAAUACAGUACUUCGUUGUCUCCCUCUUCAAAAUUUGUCAAAAGACAAAUGAAACGGCCCGCGUGCCUCUUCGGCCUCUUCAAAAUGGCGAUCCACCAGGUGCGACGCAGCAUGAUUUUCAGAUGAAGGAUGAGGUAGAGAAUGUUCGACAGUUCAUUGCUGGGAAGCUUACACGGCGGAUGCUCAGAACUGUCGGAAACAUUCAAGAACAGUAUCGGGAAGCAAUGAUGAAUGAAGAAACUGCAGUAGAAUGGCAAUUUCCCGUUCUUCCUGGAUCACAUCUACAUAUGUCAAACCCCCCGCUCGAAUUUAUCAAAUUUGCUUGUGCGAUAUUCCAGUUGGCAAAGGAAUAUCACGUUGAAAUAGGCUUGGUCAAACGGAACGCUCUCGACCUGAUCGGUGUUAAAGAGUUUGCAUCUGAAGCUAUUUUCCGAAACCCUUGCGAGCCACUCAAAUUGUUCAAUGUCCCUUGCAAGCACUGUGAUGCGCUCAAAGAUUUUGACUUCUGUCGGGAUCCCGAGCUACUACCCGCUCAGGGCGAGACUGGCCCUCCAAAGUGGGUAUGUUUCAAUUGCAAAGGCGAAUAUGAUCGGACUUUGAUUGAGUUCUCACUCAUUCGUGUGGUGUGGGCCAUGGAACGGAAUUUCGCAGGACAAGACCUGAAGUGUAGCAAGUGCAAACAGAUUCAAGGGGACUAUGUCAGCCGGUGGUGUCAUUGCUCCGGAAGCUAUCAGUUGACAAUCGGAAAGGCGGAGGUGAAGAGAAAAUUGAAGACUGUAGUCAAUGUAGCAAUUGUUCAUAACAUGAACAGAUUGAAGGAAUGUGCACAAAUGAUGCUCAGUAACUGGCUUUGAGUAUUGCGCAAGGACUUACAUAGACCAGUAAGUAUCUGUACACAUGUAAUGAAUUAUCUAUAGUUGUGGAGAUAGACACCUGCAGAUGUUGAGCAUAGCGUCGGUCUUAGGCUGGUUACCCGGGACAUUGUCAUGAUGAAGGCAAGGGUACAAGUAUAAUUGUAUACUUACAAAACCGUUUCAGAUAAUCUUUUCUAUUGUGGAAGCUGAUCGCUCAGCUUGCUGUCGGUGGAAACGCG